AUGGUCGCCAUCCCGACCUACCUCUUGGCCUCCUCGGCCGUUUCCAGCCUGGGGCCUUUGACUCCUCGCGAUUCUGUUAUUCGAUCACCGGAUCCGUCGCCACAGUCAUCGUCGUCAACAUUAUUGACAGAUCCUGAUUCAAGUCCUUUCGCUUCUAUCUUGGGACCUCAUAUUUCAUCCAACUUCCCCGACCCUGCUGUCAUCUACGUUGAUGGCGUGUCAUACGCUUUUGCGACCAACAAUCGCGCCCCUGAACCAGAUUUGAUCCAUAUUCAGGUGGCCACUUCGACCGACAACCAGACGUGGACACUGCUCGACAAUCAUGACGCUCUGCCUAACCUAGGGGCAUGGGAGACAGGCGCUGGCGUCUGGGCCCCAGAUGUGGUCCAACUGGACGAUGGAUCUUUUGUUCUCUACUACGCCGAUAAUGUCGUCUGGUCUCCUGCACACCAUUGUGUGGGUGCAGCGACUUCUCAGAACGUUCUGGGACCUUAUGUCCCACUUGACACUCCUUUCGCUUGCCCAGACGUCAAUCCGCUCGGUGGAGCCAUUGAUCCCGACGGAUUCCUCGACGAAUCUACCAAUACACGCUAUGUCGUGUACAAAGUCGACGGGAACUCCAUUGGCCACGGCGGGUCCUGUGGCAACACUGUUGAGCCUAUUGUACCGACUCCCCUCAUGCUCCAACAAGUCGGCCCUGACGGCAUCACUCUCAUUGGAAACGCCGUUGAGAUCCUCGAUCGUGACGAAUUUGACGGGCCAUUGAUCGAAGCUCCCUCGCUCCACCGUUCCGAUGAAGGAAUCUACUUCCUGUUCUUUAGCAGCAAUUGCUUUACGACGCCCAAAUACGAUGUCUCGUAUGCCACCGCGACGAAUAUCUGGGGUCCUUACACCAAAUCAAGCCGCCCAUUGCUCGUCACCAGUGAUGCUGACUUGACCGGACCGGGCGGUAUGGACAUCGUCAAGGGCGGCAAUCUCAUUCUAUUCCAUGGCCACAUGACCAUCAACAACGACCCUACAAUCAAGAAAGAGGCCGAGACCCUCGCGGCUUCGACAAACACCACGGUCAGUAAGGUGAACCUGCCUUUGGUCCGAGGUAUGUGGUCUGGCACCGCCACCUUCCAGGGCACGAACGUCUUAUUGUCGUGA
Molecule: messenger RNA, 1149 nt
Organism: Fonsecaea erecta
Lineage: Eukaryota; Fungi; Ascomycota; Eurotiomycetes; Chaetothyriales; Herpotrichiellaceae
Exons: 2
Coding region: 1-1149 (382 amino acids)
Biological process (GO): carbohydrate metabolic process
Molecular function (GO): hydrolase activity, hydrolyzing O-glycosyl compounds
Source: RefSeq, a predicted model, not a curated record